Branchiostoma belcheri (Belcher's lancelet) is the source of this 2241-nucleotide messenger RNA. RefSeq names its product protein-lysine 6-oxidase-like. Gene Ontology annotation, biological process: peptidyl-lysine oxidation. NCBI's taxonomy places the organism in Eukaryota, Metazoa, Chordata, Leptocardii, Amphioxiformes, Branchiostomatidae. The record is from RefSeq and is a predicted model, not a curated record. The transcript has 6 exons. Gene Ontology annotation, molecular function: copper ion binding; protein-lysine 6-oxidase activity. The coding region runs from base 318 to 1376 and encodes 352 amino acids.
CAAGACUAGUACUCGAUCACCUGUGCUGAAGACGCCUAUUGGCUACUUUCCCUCCAGACCCAGGACCCCGUGGGUCACGUGUUACAGUCGGGGGUCCAUAACCGGUGGGGGAGUCGACAGGAGACGGACGUUCCCGCAAAGUCUCUAGCGAGCCCCUUAGGUGAACCUUAGUGAUCCAGAGUGGCAGAGAACCAGGGCAGCCAACUAAAUACCGCUAAAGUUACACAAGCUACAGCGAGUGUAGGUCAGCAGCAUUCCAGCACCGCUCCUGCUCAAGGCUUUCCUCAAGCAAGUGUGAAGUUUCUCCUCCCGUCAAGAUGCCAUCGCAGUGCAUGAAAAUAUUCCAGUUCACCGGAGUCGCCUCGUUUGUUGUGUUCUGUAUGUUAUACGGAGUGUACCAGUACCAGUAUUACUACAACGGGAACUACUACUCUCCGUACAGCUCUUACGGCGGCUCCUCCGGGUCCUCCUCGGCCUCGUCCUACAGCCAACAGUACGCCCAGUACCUCGCUCGCUACUUCGGCUCCCAGUACACCUCCCAGUACGGCUCCUCUCCGUACGGCUCCUCAUCGUACAGCUCCUCUCAGUACCGUGUCCAGCCCGGCUCCCAGCCCCAGUACGCCUACCAGCAGUACAGCACCGGCGGGAGAACACAGCGGACAUCCAGCCGCAGGUCUCUACCCUACAGGGCAAGAACCGGCACGGGCCAGGGCAGGCGCUCCAAUGCUCUCAGGAGAUCCGGUCUGCCCGACCUUGUCCCUGAUGCCGCCCUGGUGGAGUCGACAGCCUACACGGAGAACGUGGCGCUGUACCGACUCCAGUGCGCCAAGUCGGAGAACUGUCUGUCCAGCUCUGCCUACGGCAGGGGCGCCACCCAGGACAGCACCCGCCGGCUGCUCCGCUUCUCACAGCGGACCUUCAACGAAGGAGACGCGGACUUCCUGCCCGACUCGGACCCGUCUCAGUGGGAAUGGCACGCCUGCCACCAACAUCACCACAGCAUGGAGACGUUCGCUCAGUACGACCUGUUAGAGGAGUCCAGUGGUCGGCAGGUGGCGGAGGGACACAAGGCCAGCUUCUGCCUGGAGGACACCGGCUGCCGCCGCACCUACCGCAAAUAUAACUGCGCGCUAGGACGCCAGGGUAUAUCUGUCGGCUGCUGGGACAGUUACGAACACAACAUUGACUGCCAGUGGAUUGACGUGACGGGUAUCAAGGCCGGCAACUACAUUCUGGAGAUCUCAAUAAACCCAGAACGCCGAGUCAGGGAGAGCAGCUUUGACAACAACCGGGUCAGGUGUAACGUCCGGCUAUACAGGAACAGCGUGCAGGUCACCAACUGCAUCAGGACACACCUGAGAAGCAGCCGUGGGUAAACUGAAGCUCGUGCUCAUUCAGCAGUCCUCAAUUUCUAGACAGUCAUUGACCACCUAUCGUCUAUACUCACACGUGUUGCCGUAAGCAGAAUAGCUGGUGCUACACAACUUGGUGCUAUGUUUGAACGGACAUCUUAUUCUUAGUAAAAAGGAGUCUAUAUGUUCCAUAAUUGAACCAUUUUUCAAUGUCUGGUCGGGACUGGGAUAAUGCACUUUUUGCGACUUUGAUUCCAGAACAGUUUUAGCCACUAUCACAACAUCUCGCUGGAAUACCCUCAGUCCGUGUUACAUGUUACAAUGGUCUAUGAACUAGUGAGAAGUCAAGAAUAAUUAUCGUGAGAAUAAAAUUGCCCCAUGUUAUGCCAUGGAGGUUCUUGUCACAUAACGUUACAGUUAUAAUGCAGACCUAUUUCUACUGGAUGUACAUUUACGGUGAAGUUAUUCUUAGGCUGUCGAUGUUAGAGCUUUUUGGAUUUCUUUGCUGCAUGAAUCGUGUACCUAUAUAUAUAUAUAUAUAUAGUGGAACAGGUUGUUGUAGGUAACUGCCUCGCUUUUCACCAUGACUUGUGUGUUGGUUGUUUCAUCCUCUAUAUAUAAUCCAUACUUUGUACUUUGUUGGUUGUACCUUGUUUGUAUACUUAUUCAGUGCUCCAUUUUGUAUACCCGGUAAUCAGUAUCAUUAUGCAUGAGUACUUGGAAACAAUGUACUGUAUGAUUUCAGGAAUUAACAUUUUAGCACUGCUUAACUACUAGUUAAUUGUACCGAGUACAUUUUUGUAGUAAAUCAACUCAGAGAUAGCAUCAAGCCAGGGGUAAAUGUUACACUUUUGUUGCCUGUGUGAAAACUGUUCAAUAAAAUUCAUAG